Molecule: messenger RNA, 267 nt
Organism: Wickerhamiella sorbophila
Lineage: Eukaryota; Fungi; Ascomycota; Dipodascomycetes; Dipodascales; Trichomonascaceae
Product: 37S ribosomal protein S19, mitochondrial
Exons: 1
Coding region: 1-267 (88 amino acids)
Biological process (GO): ribosomal small subunit assembly; translation
Cellular component (GO): ribosome; cytosolic small ribosomal subunit
Molecular function (GO): structural constituent of ribosome; RNA binding
Source: RefSeq, a predicted model, not a curated record
AUGCGCCAAACGUUACCGGUCCUGAAGCGGUCUGCUUGGAAGGUUCCUUUUAUUGUUCCUCUCCCUCUUCGUGAGGCCCGCGAGAGCAACCAACCUAUUCGGACAAACGCUCGAUCCUGUACCAUCCUUCCUUCUUUUAUCGGGAUCAAGUUCCAAGUUCAUAACGGCAAGAGCUACAACGAGUUCACGGUUGUUGAAAACAUGGUUGGCUCCAAGCUAGGCGAUUUCGCUCCCACUCGUGUUCGCCAUGUCUACAACAAGAAAUAA